This is a messenger RNA of Phycodurus eques (leafy seadragon), 3504 nucleotides long. It is a transcript of the gene cyp7b1, whose product is annotated as cytochrome P450 7B1. Gene Ontology annotation, molecular function: heme binding; steroid hydroxylase activity; iron ion binding. The coding region runs from base 1769 to 3034 and encodes 421 amino acids. Gene Ontology annotation, biological process: bile acid biosynthetic process; cholesterol homeostasis. The transcript has 6 exons. The record is from RefSeq and is a predicted model, not a curated record. NCBI's taxonomy places the organism in Eukaryota, Metazoa, Chordata, Actinopteri, Syngnathiformes, Syngnathidae.
GACUGCACCAACAUGGCGGCACGGAGCUGCUUGUUUGCGGAUGACGUCAGAGUCGAACGCUGUCAUGUUACUUGAUUGAGGCGUUAUUCGGAAUCCCCCUCGCGUUCCUGGCAGGACACGCCCUGCUCCAGUAUUACUAGCUCCCGGACACGCGCCACUGCGCUCUGAUUGGCUGCUGUAUCCCGGUAGAACACGCCCAACUGCUUCCAGAGGAAAACGAAUGAUGUGACUUAAGUCUGGCGGCGUUAACAUGAACCACAAACCUUAACCCAUCCCGAAUCGCCUUAAGCCGCAACACUAACCAUAACAAGCGUCUUUGUUUUUUUCAUUUGGUACAAAUGUGUGUGGGAUGGUCAUCUUGUUACAUCUGCGUUACAUCUGCUCUUCCCGCGACACAGGAGCCAAUCGUGUUGCAGCGGGGCGUGGCCUGCCAGAAAGGCGCGUGGGAUUUAUCAUAACGCUUAGCUACCUAGCUAGCUAGCUCGUUCUCAGCAGUCAACAGCAAGGGUGGCUCUCAAGUCCAACGUUGUCGCUCCUCAAACCAUUGAAGGCGAUCACGCCGCCAUAUUGGGGAGCGUUUCGAGUGUCUUCCACGAGCUAGCUUAAAUCGAGGGACGUCUGCGGAAGUCUCAUAGCUCCUCGAUGGUGACUUUUGACAAUGGGCCUGCAGAACUUCAAAUUAUAAUGUUCGUCUUCUAAAUUCGUUAUUUUACUUAGAAUAUUCAGAUUUUGCCGAGUGUCUGUUGUAUUUGGUAUUAAAAUGACUUCAUUACACUGACCGAUGGUUACUAUAUGCCUAACCAAGCGCCUAUUUCUCACCAAGGUUUGUCUAGUAGUUAAUCAAAUGCAUUUGGGCACAGAAAGAAAAGAAAAACGCUCUGUUGGUUCUACACAGGUUUUGCAUUGAACGUAAUACAUCAGCAACAUAUCAACCCUUUUUUGGUCCCUCCAAAAAUGUGCGGGGGGCGGGACGGGUUUGGGAUUGACCAAUCACGAUCGCCUUUGCAUCUGCCCACUCGGCCAGACAGUAGUUUUCAAAUAAUAUGGACCAGUCACGGAUGCGUCGCGUUAUCAUGUCAAUGUAGACAUGAGCUCAUGUUAGCCAGCCGCGUCAGCUGAAUAAAUAAGAAUUAAGUGUGAUUUUAUGCGCGUGAGCUGCGGUGCGGCCGACGCAACCCUCGAGACUGGAGAGAUGAUGGUGGACUUCAGGAGGCAUCCUUCGCCACAGUUGCCCCUCACGCUGUCCAGGUGCCUUGUGUCAACCGUCGAGACCUUCGAGUUCCUGGGAAUUACAAUCUCUCGGGACCCGAAGUGGGCGACCGACAUCGACUCCGUCCUCAAAAAGGCCCGGCGGAGGUUGCACGUCCUGCGGCUUCUGAGAAAGCGCGGCCUGCCGCUGAGACGGUUCUACACAGCGGUCAUCGAAUCGGUCCCGUGUUCUUCCAUCACAGUCUGGUUUGGCGCCGCUACAAAAAAGGACAAUCGAAACUGCCGACAGGAUUGUCGGUACCCCCCUAGCCACCCUCGAGGACUCGCACGCUGCCAGAACUAAGACAAGAGCGUGCAAAAUCCUCUCGGACCCUGCGCGUCCCGGUCACCGGCUCUUCCGGCGCCUUCCCUCAGACGUGCGGGCGAACCUCCGCUGAUCAACGGCUGGAUUCCGUUCCUGGGAAAAGCUUUGGAGUUCAGGAAAGAUGCUCACAAGUUCUUGGAGGAGCAGCAGAGGAACUUUGGAGACGUUUUCACCGUUCACAUCGCAGGUCGCUACAUGACCUUCGUCAUGGACCCUCUGAUGUAUCCCAGCGUCAUCAAACACGGCCGCCAGCUGGACUUCCACGAGUUCACGGGCGAGGCGGCGCCGUCGGCCUUCGGAUACCCGCCCGUCGCGGAAGGGAAGUUUCCGGGCCUCGCCGAGCAGAUCCGGCGCUCCUUCCGCCUCCUCGGCGGAGACCACCUGACGCCGCUGACGCAAAGCAUGAUGGGAAAUCUCAUGACGCUGUUCCGCCAGGACCACCUGGGCCCGGACGGCGCCUGGAGGACGUCGGGCCUAUACGACUUCUGCGUACGCGUCGUGUUCGAGGCCACGUUCCUCACCGUGUACGGGCGCCCGCCGGACGCCCUCCGCCACGCCGACACGGCGCCGCUGAGGGCCGACUUCGCCCGCUUCGACGACGUCUUCCCGCUGCUCGUCGCCCGGGUUCCCGUCCGGCUGCUGGGCCGCGUGCGGAGCGUCCGGGAGAAGCUGAUCCGCCGCUUCCUGCCGCGGAGGACGUCCGGCUGGGCGGGCGUCUCGCGCUUCGUCAGGCGCCGCGCCGAGAUCUUGGAGCGGCACGCGGCGCUGAGCGACGUCGACAAAGCAGCGCACCACUUCGCCAUGUUGUGGGCGUCGGUGGCCAACACGGCGCCGGCCGCCUUCUGGGUAGCGUACCACCUCCUGAGGCAGCCGGAGGCCCUGCGCGCCGUCCGCCGCGAGGUCCGACGAGUCGCGGAGAGCGGCCAACGCGAGUUCAGCACCGACAUUGACGUCACGCUCGGCACGCGGCAGCUGGACGACAUGAUUCUUCUGGAGAGCGCCAUCAAGGAGAGCCUGCGCCUGUCGUCGGCGUCCAUCAACAUCCGCGUGGCAAAGGAGGACUUCGCUCUGCGUCUGAACGCCAAGCGCAGCGUACCGGUGAGGAGAGGCGACAUCAUCGCGUUGUACCCGCAGAGCGUCCACAUGGACGCCGGCAUCUACGAGGACCCGCAGACAUUUCGCUUGGACCGCUUUGCGGGCAAGUCAGAGUUUUUCAAGGACGGACAUAAGCUCCACUACUACCUGAUGCCGUUCGGCUCGGGAGCGUCCAUCUGUCCCGGACGAUUCUUCGCUGUCAACGAGAUCAAACAGUUUUUGAGUCUGCUCCUGCUCUACUUCGACAUGCAGCUCGAAGCGGGGCAACCCGACGCCCGCCCCGACGCCGGCCGCGCCGGCCUCGGCAUCCUGCGGCCCGACCGCGACGUGCGCUUUCGUUACCGCCUGCGCAGGGGCGCGUGUUAGCAUCGACAGUUAGCGUCGGCUGUCGUGUGUAUACAAAAAGUUAGUUCUACAAACCUUAUGGGAGCUGAAGUCCUCUGAAAACAACAUUUCAAUUUCGUGGACUGAAGUCUCAAUUAUUGCUCCUGAGAUUUUAUCAUCUGGAAAGCUAAGCUAACACGAUGAUAGCAGCGUAACAUGCUAACUUCCGCGCGAUUGGGACGCUAUGUGAACCAAUGCUGCGCGGCUCGAUUAGCCACACAGACUGAAAUAUUGCAGAAGUAAUGCACAAAAUCCAGUUAACAAUUCCUUCAUUUUAUUUGCACAAAAAGUGCAGCAAUAAAAGUGUCGAAAACUGUCAACAUAGUCAUGGAGUAAACAAUCAAAUCACAAACAUUCAUUUUUAAUGCUAAAGCAAACCUCAUCUGUUUAACACAAAGUGUAACACUGGUAACUUUUUAACUUUGUGAUUGUUAACCCUAUUAAAGAUGUUU